Messenger RNA from Bombus pascuorum, 1121 nucleotides. Its product is annotated as RWD domain-containing protein 4. The transcript is spliced from 5 exons. Gene Ontology annotation, molecular function: protein binding. The record is from RefSeq and is a predicted model, not a curated record. Bases 252 to 830 code for a protein of 192 amino acids. NCBI's taxonomy places the organism in Eukaryota, Metazoa, Arthropoda, Insecta, Hymenoptera, Apidae.
AAUUUUUUAUAUAUUUCGGGACAUGGGACGCAGAGUCUCAUAAGGUAAUAAUAGAAUAAGUACUACGGUAAAAGAGAAUAAGUACUUACCAGCGUGACGCGGUGUGGCGCGCAUAACGUGAUCAAGGCAGCACAAUCGAUUUAGUGAUAGCGACUCUGUCUACUAUAGGUUUUCCUAACCUCAAAGUAACGUAUGAGCUGUACGCGUAACAAAAAAAUUAGAGUAUUAAAAUCAAACACUGGAGUAAGGAGAUGGGCGAUGCCGAACUUCAAGAAGAAGAAAGAGAAGUACUUCUUUCGAUAUAUGAAGGAGAUUCAGCUUUUAAACAGUUGACACCUACCACGUUUCAAUACAAGUAUGGAGAGGACAAUGAUAUGAAAUCAUUUCUAUUGGAAAUUUCUUGGGGCACGACAUAUCCAUCAGAGAGGCCUACCAUUAACAUGAACACAUUUUAUAAUAAGCACAUUGUGCAAGAAGUAAAAGACAAGGUGCUGCAGCAUUUGGAAGCAGAGGCGGAUCAAUGGCUAGGAAGUGCUAUGACUUAUACGUUAUUUCAGUAUGUACAAGAACAUUAUACUGAGUUGAUCUCAGCACAACCAGACUCUGUAGUUGACUUAAACUUACAAACCAACCAGCUUAAGAUAACAGAUGAAAAUCAACAGUUGGAAGAAACAACAAAAAAGCCAAAGAAGGAACAUUUAACUAAAGCUCAGAAGCGUAGACAGUGGAAUAAAGCAGAUGGAAAAGGAGAAAGGCCACGAGGAUGGGACUGGGUGGAUAUAGUAAAACAUUUAUCACAGACUGGCCCUAAACAGGAACAAGAGUCUUAGUUCAACUUCAUUGAAAUAUUUGUACAGACCUUUUGUACCUGAUGCUGUGUGAGCGCUGCCCUUGUUGCCCCACCAGCAACACCAACAAUCGAUUUCAUCGCUGUUGAAAUGCACAAUAUUCCAAGUGAAUAGGAAGAAAAAUAGGGUAAGAAUAAUUCUAAUCCCAUUGCUAAAUCAUUAAGAAUAUCAGCAAAAAGCCUCCAUUUUUUACAUUGUCCAUCUAAAUCUGUCCUAAUGAAUGAAAGAUAAUUGCUGCUUUUGUAGAGAUUAAUUAGAAGUAUUGUAUUCCUA